Molecule: messenger RNA, 1293 nt
Organism: Arabis nemorensis
Lineage: Eukaryota; Viridiplantae; Streptophyta; Magnoliopsida; Brassicales; Brassicaceae
Source: the annotation of a GenBank genome assembly
AUGAGUUCAAGGGGAGUGUUCAGAGCAACACCAGACAACAACUAUUUGGUCCCAAGGAGAUCCAGAGACCACCAACAAGAUACCAGUCCUGACCGGAACCCAAUCUGGUCUGAGCCUCGUCAUAAACCGGUCGUUAACCGGAAAGUCCCCGUCGUUUAUUAUAUCUGCCGGAAUGGUCAGCUUGACCAUCCUCAUUUCAUGGAAGUCACUCUCUCUUCCCACGAUGGUCUCUAUCUCAAAGAUGUGAUAAACCGCUUGAAUGAUCUUAGAGGUAAAGGCAUGGCAAGUCUCUACUCUUGGUCUUCGAAACGGAGCUACAAAAAUGGCUUUGUGUGGCACGAUUUAUCCGAAGACGACUUCAUCUUCCCCGUUCAAGGUCAAGAAUAUGUUCUCAAAGGCUCUGAAGUUCUCGAUUCUUGUCUCAUGUCAAACCCAAGGAGCCUCCUCGAAACGACGUCGUUCAGAGACCCAAGAUCUCUAAACCCAGAGAAUAAAAACUCCGGCGAUGAUAUCUCGACGGUGAAUCGCCGGAGAAACCAGUCUUGGAGCUCCAUCGAUCUCAGCGAGUACAAGGUGUACAAAGCAACCGAGUCAAGCGCCGAGUCGACUCAUAGACUCGCGGCGGACGCUUCUACACAGACUGACGAUAGACGACGGAGGAGAAAACCGGCGAAAGAGGAGAUAGAAGAAGUGAAAACUCCGGCGAGUUACGAGAACAAUCAGAGCACUGAGACUGAGCUGAGCAGAGACGAGAUUUCUCCUCCACCGUCGGAUUCGAGUCCAGAGACUUUAGAGAAUCUGAUCAAAGCAGAUGGACGGUUGAUAUUGCGUCCUAACGAAACCAGCAACGAUCAUCAUCGGACGGUGGAGAGUUUAUCGAGCGGGAGAAUGAGAGCUUCGGCUGUUUUGAUGCAGCUGAUAUCGUGCGGUACGAUGUCGUUUAAAGAAUGUGGGCCCGUUUUGUUGAAAGAUCAAGGGCUGUCGUUGACUGGGCGUAGCGAGUGCACGGUAAGCGGAGGAGCAGGUGAUAAUAGUAGCGGAGAGAGGGUAGAGAAGGAAUUAAAGAGUUUUGGAAGGGUAAAACUGGAAGAUAAGGAGUAUUUUAGCGGCAGUUUGAUUGAGACCAAGAAGGAGGAACUCGUUCCUGCUUUGAAAAGAUCUUCUUCUUACAAUGCGGACAGGAGUUCGAGGAUGGGACCAACGACGGAGAAUGAUGAGGAAGAGGUGGUUCGAGCCAAGUGCAUUCCGAGAAAACCAAAGCCGGUGGCUCCAAGGAGCAAUGGUGGGCAGUAG